CGGAAGGAAGGCUGGCCGGCGCCAUGUUUAACACAGCAGACACUAGCCAACAGUAGCUGUUUACUAGCCACAACUUUUAACUUCAGACAGAAACCAGCAGCAGACCCUCAUCUCUAUCAAACAUGAAUGUCAUAGAUCAUGUUCGGGACAUGGCGGCCGCCGGGCUUCACUCCAACGUCCGGAUACUGAGCAGCUUGUUGCUGACGAUGAGCAAUAACAACCCAGAGCUUUUCUCGCCGGCCCAGAAGUACCAGUUGUUGGUUUACCACGCCGAUGCCAUCUUCCAUGAUAAGGAGUAUCGUAACGCUGCCUGCAAAUACAGCAUGGCACUGCAACAGAAGAAGGUGCUCAGCAAAACAUCUAAAGUCCGUACUUCUACUGGUGGAGCUGCAUCUAACUUACAGGCACAGAGUUUGCCUUCAGAAAUUGAGGUUAAGUACAAGAUCGCUGAAUGCUACACCAUUUUGAAACUGGAUAAAGAUGCCAUUGCCGUGCUCGAUGGGAUCCCAUCCAGACAGAGGACUCCAAAGAUCAACAUGAUGCUAGCUAACCUGUACAGGAAAGCUGGUCAGGAGCGUUCUGCAGUGACGAGCUACAAAGAAGUCCUCAGACAGUGUCCCGUCGCCCUGGAUGCAAUCAUUGGUCUUCUCUCUUUAUCAGUCAAAGGAGCUGAAGUGGCGUCCAUGACUAUGGAUGUGAUUCAGAGCAUCCCCAACCUGGACUGGCUCUCUGUUUGGAUCAAAGCGUAUGCCUUCAUACACGCAGGGGACAACCAGAGAGCCAUCAACACUAUUUGCUCUCUGGAGAAGAAGUCUCUGCUGCGGGACAACGUGGAUCUCCUGGUGAGCCUGGCAGAUGUCUACUUCAGGGCAGGUGACACCAAGAACGCCAUCCUCAAAUUUGAACAAGCCCAGAUGCUGGACCCGUACCUCAUCAAAGGAAUGGAUGUGUACGGCUACCUGAUGGCCCGCGAAGGACACCUGGAGGAUGUCGAAGUCCUGGGAGGACGAUUAUUUAAUAUCUCAGACCAGCAUGCAGAACCCUGGGUGAUCUCUGGUUGUCACAGCUUUUAUAGCAAGCGCUACUCCAGAGCCCUCUACCUGGGAGCAAAGGCCAUCCAGCUGAACAGCAACAGCGUGCAGGCUCUCCUCCUCAAGGGGGCGGCACUGAGGAACAUGGGUCGCGUUCAAGAAGCCAUCAUCCAUUUCAGGGAGGCCAUGCGCUUGGCUCCAUGCAGGCUCGACUGCUAUGAAGGUCUGAUCGACUGUUACCUGGCGUCCAAUGGGAUUCGAGAGGCUAUGGGGAUGGCCAAUAACAUCUAUAAGACUCUGGGGGCCAAUGCACAAACUCUGACCAUCCUCGCCACAGUGUGCCUGGAAGACCCGGUGACUCAGGAGAAAGCCAAAACCCUGCUGGACAAAGCUCUGGCCCAGAGACCCGACUACACCAAGGCUGUGGUCAAGAAGGCUGAACUGCUCAGUCGGGAACAGAAAUAUGAAGAAGGGAUCGCUCUCCUCAGGAACGCCCUGGCCAAUCAGAGCGACUGUGUCCUGCACAGAAUGCUGGGAGAUUUCUUAGUGGCUGUCAACGAUUACCAGGAAGCCAUGGAUCAGUACAGCAUAGCGCUAAGCCUGGAUCCCAACGACCAGAAGUCUCUAGAAGGCAUGCAGAAGAUGGAGAAGGAGGAGAGUCCCACGGACGCCACGGUGGAGCUGGACGGUGACGACAUGGAGGGCAGUGGAGAGGACGGAGAUCUGGAGGGCAGUGACAGCGAGGCGGCGCAGUGGGCUGAUCAGGAACAGUGGUUUGGUAUGCAGUGACCUCGGCCGCUGAAGGAUACGCAGUCACGUCCCUCGCUAUCACACACUGCAGCCUGGAGGAAGCCUUUAGCCAUCGAAGGUCGUCAAUCAGCACAACGUGGACGCUGAUGCUAUUUUCCCAACAUUCUGACAGCCUUAUUAUUCACUUCACUGUGGAGCUAAUUGAGCCUCUUUUGCUCGUCCGUACAGACGUCCAGUUCAGCCUUAAAGCCGCAGUAGACCCUCAACCCUAGAUGAAUCUGCUGUUCAGCACCUUGAUUUCUCAACAUUUAAAAGAAUAAGUAAUAUCGCUGACUCUAUUUUGGCUUUUUCUUCAGAACCGCUUUGUCGGCAGUCUGAAUAAAUGUAUCACUGUUGUCCCAAGUAAUGCAAUGUACAACUUCAAGUUAAAUAUACACGUUACAAAGUGAGUUUCUGUAGAUUUAAAAAAAAAAAACACCUGCAUUGGAUUUGGGGUUGAGUUGUUCUCUAUACUGGAGGACUGUUUCCAGUUAGGACUGGGAAAUUUAGACAGGAGCAAUUGGUGUGAUGGGAGAUUCAUGCUGGAGUUAUCCUUCACGUGUUACAGGAGUGUUUGGUUUGAGUCUCUUCAGAGAAGGUGUGGUGGAGAUCACAAUAAAGGUUGUGAAUUUGCAACAACCUUGGGUCUCUGACAAGCAGACAGGAGGUUUGUGGAAAAAAAUGACUAUGUAUCAUAUUCCACUCUUCAAAAUAUAUAAUCUACGUUUGAAUUUUGUCCCAAGAAUGUGUCAUGUAAUGUACAGGCUUUAUUAUUUUGGUUUGUGUUGUCUGUUGAGUCUGCCUUUGUGUCGAAACUAACCCUAGGAUUGACUCAAGUGUUUCAUAACUACUUCAAGAUAAAUGUCUAUAGUGUUUUGUACAUAUUUUUAAAGUGUAUAAUAAAAUAAUG
Messenger RNA from Anoplopoma fimbria (sablefish), 2730 nucleotides. RefSeq names its product anaphase promoting complex subunit 7 (gene anapc7). Bases 123 to 1820 code for a protein of 565 amino acids. The record is from RefSeq and is a predicted model, not a curated record. The transcript has 11 exons. Gene Ontology annotation, molecular function: protein binding. Gene Ontology annotation, biological process: cell division. Lineage: Eukaryota; Metazoa; Chordata; Actinopteri; Perciformes; Anoplopomatidae.